Molecule: messenger RNA, 3993 nt
Organism: Mobula hypostoma (lesser devil ray)
Lineage: Eukaryota; Metazoa; Chordata; Chondrichthyes; Myliobatiformes; Myliobatidae
Gene: tymp
Product: thymidine phosphorylase
Exons: 10
Coding region: 1824-3239 (471 amino acids)
Biological process (GO): pyrimidine nucleobase metabolic process; pyrimidine nucleoside metabolic process
Cellular component (GO): cytosol
Molecular function (GO): pyrimidine-nucleoside phosphorylase activity; 1,4-alpha-oligoglucan phosphorylase activity
Source: RefSeq, a predicted model, not a curated record
ACUGACCCAUUCACGGCUUCCUCCCAGUUUACUGUCAGUCAUGCAAGUCCCGGGUGGAGACUCAGGAAUACUGUCAUACACAGAUGUAGAAGGAUUCUUCAUUGCUGGGUCUGUAACAGUUUUGUUUGACUAGUCAAGCUUGUUAGCCCAGAGCUAAACCCUUGAACCUGGAGAACCAGUGGACCACUUUUAGUCCGGCCUCUACUCUUUGACCUGUUUGGCUUUGAUAAUCCUACAAAGAUGCAAGCCUCCAAGCCCUACGACAAGGUUGUGGUCCUCUUGGAAGAAAGGUAAGUGACAGAUUGAUAUUCACCUAUGCUAUUACCCACAUUCAGUCAAACAUGGAUCACAGAAUGGAACAGGAUAGAAAUUUUAAAAAUCUGAAUCUUUUUAAAGAAAUAAUUAAUAGACAUUUUGUUUAUUGUUGGCCAAUAGAAUCCUGACAAACCAAUAAAUCUAAGGUCCAAAGAGAUACGUUUGCUGUGUCUUCAGCAAGAAGGAGAGGUUGCAACCCAUGUUGACCACUGGAAGGGGUUGUCCCUCAAAUUCUGGUUGCAGCUGAUCUUUGGACAUUUCUGUGGAGAAGUGUAACGCAGGUAGGAUGCACUGCUCCUAAGCAUGGCAAGUGAAGUCAUUCACAGGUAGGGUUGCCAACUUACUCACUCUCAAAUAAGGGACAAAAGUAGCAGUCAAAUACGGGACACUUGUAUUUACCCUGAGAAAGACUACCAUGACCAUGAAGCCUUGCGCGGGCACCUGUGUAUGGGCCGAUUUUUUUCUACAAGUUGGUUUUGGCUAAAUCUUCCCGAUUCUGUGAAAGUGAAACUACACUAUACAUACAUUAUUUCUACUUUAUAUAGGCUGUGUAUUUAUCAUAUCAUUCCUGCUUUUACUAUAUGUUCGUGUUAUUUUAGGUUUAUGUGUUAUUUGGUAUGAUUUGGUAGGUUACUUUUUGGGUCUGGGAACGCUCAAAAAUGUUUCCCAUAUAAAUUAAUGGUAAUUGCUUCUUCGCUUUACGCAAUUUCAGUUUACGAACGGUUUCAUAGGAACGCUCUACCUUAGCGGGGGAAAUAUGGGACAAAGGCGGUCCUGUAUGGGACAAACCAAUUUAGCCCAAUAUACGGGACGUCCCGGCUAAUACAGGACAGUUGGCAACCCUAUUCACAGGUCCAAGCUGAUGACAGGCUGUUUAACCUGACCAUCUUCCCAGGUUAUCUUUAAGCCUGUGCACGUCCGGAGAGUUGCUGAUGGAGUCCUCCAGAACAACUGGGACAUUUCAUAACAGAUGGGCACCACAGAGUCUGGAGAUUUUCCUAAAUGCGAGAAACAUUUUCUUUUUAAUUACAUUUCGAAAUCAAGUUAAUAAAGUUGCAUUGGAAAAACUGGAAAUUUCAACCUUUUUUUUCCCCAAAAGGCUACCACAAAGGGAAUACACUGAUUAAAAUAAAUUACAAUUUUAAGUCUGUAGGUUUUUGCAAAUAAAAAUGGCAGAUGUGUUUUAUGUUAAAGAAAAUCCAUAACAACUCAUUUAUUGUACUCAAAACACUGAACACAAAGUGCAGAAACAGUACUUUACAGAUGUAAUGCCCUGGUUCAUAUUUUUUUUACUGUAAACGCUGUUCUGGGCAAGCUGCUUGUUUGGGUUACUGUUGGAGGUAAGAGAUAGGAGAAAUAUCUGCCAUCCAAUUAGGAUGGCUGGAUUAAGGGGAGGUUUCUCCGGUGGGAGGAACACUAAAGUUGGAUUUGGGGCUUUUGUUCGAGAGGAGAUGAAGAGAGAAGACGCUGGAGAGAGGAGGUUGUAGGAUUUGACCUGGAGCGGAGUUAUGAUUCGCCAAAGCCUGGGGAAAGUGUUGAAAAAAAAAAUGUGCACCGGCCAAGAACAUAUUAAUAUCUCGGAAAUGAUUCGGAAGAAGCGAGACAAGCAGUCUUUGAGUGCAGAAGAAAUACAUUACUUUGUUCAAAGUGUAACAAAGCAAACCAUCCAAGAGUGCCAAAUUGGAGCCAUGCUAAUGGCAAUUCGCUUGCAGGGGAUGACACAGGAGGAGACAGUGAACUUGACCCAAGAAAUGAAAACUUCUGGUGUUAUCCUGGAAUGGCCAAAGGAGUGGUCCAGUAUUGUGGUUGACAAACAUUCCACAGGAGGAGUUGGUGACAAGGUCAGCCUUGUUUUGGCACCAGCCCUGGCUGCCUGUGGCUGCAAGGUUCCGAUGAUUAGUGGCAGGGGACUGGAACACACCGGAGGAACAUUGGACAAACUGGAAUCUAUCCCGGGAUUCAACAUUAACAAGAGCCCAGAAGAAGUAAAGCAGAUCUUGGCUGCGGUUGGAUGUUGCAUUGUUGGGCAAACACCAGAUUUGGUUCCUGCUGAUAAGAAGAUGUAUGCUAUCAGGGACAUCACAUCGACUGUUGACAGUCUGCCACUGAUAGCAGGUUCCAUAAUAUCAAAGAAAGGAGCUGAAUCCCUGGCUGCCCUCAUGCUGGAUGUGAAAUUUGGAGAAGGAGCUCUAUAUAAGGACAUCAAUCAAGCCAGAGAGCUGGCACAAUACAUGGUAAAUGUUGGAAAUGGCUUAGGCAUUCAGACAGCUGCUGUUCUCUCCAGGAUGGACAAUCCCAUUGGCAGGUGUAUUGGGAAUUCACUGGAAGUCAUUGAGUCCAUUGAGUGCCUGAAAGGCAAGGGUCCUAAAGACUUGGAGGAGCUUGUCACUUGCUUAGGAGGCCACCUACUUCAUAUGUGUGGGAAGGCUGGAAGCUUUAAGGCCGGGGAGAAGGCUAUUAAGGACGCGUUACAGAAUGGCUGUGCUCUGGGCAAAUUCCAAUCCAUGCUGGUGGCACAAGGAGUGACUGCUGACGUAGCCAAGGCUUUGUGCCAGGGGAAGGUGGUGCUGAAACGUGCAGUCAGACAGGAAGAACUGAAGGCUGAAGCCAGGGGGCUAGUGCAGGCAAUCCACUCCUUGCCAUUAGCCAAGGUACUACAUGAACUUGGAGCGGGGCGCACCCAAUCCAAUCAGCCAGUCAACUGCGCUGUUGGAGUAGAACUCCUGAAGACAGUGGGCGACUCUGUUAAUAAAGGGGAUCCUUGGAUUCGAAUCCAUUUUGAAGAGCCUUCCCUCAGUGAAAGCCAGAAGGUUCUUCUCCAGCACUCACUGGUUAUUGGGGAAAAGGUGGAAAUUGCUCCCUUAGUUAUGGAAAUAAUCCAGGUCCAUUCACAGGGAGAAAAAAAGCACAAAUGCCCAGUUUAGUGGGACAUUCAUCGGUAAGAUACACAUUAGGGAAGCAUCAUGAGACUGGAGAAAUUUGCCCUGUGUUCUGAUACAACAAGGCAACAUUGGAAUGGUUGCAACUCGUAUGCAGAGGCUGGAAUUGAGUAUUAUGCACUUUUAUAGUGGGCAAUUAGCCUAAUGCCACAGAGUUUAAUUUCUACUGCCCUGUCUUUCUGAAUCUUAUUAAAUUCCAGCAGUGAUGAUGUUUAAAAACAGAGUGCUGGUGUGUUUAAAAUAAUUGCUCAUCAAUUCUGCACACAAACUGUCUUAAGUUACUCACAUGUUGCAGAGGUGCCAAAGGGACUCUGCUGUGGGUAAAUAAGUCAGAAAAUUGAAUGAUACAGUUUAAGAUGAUCAAAAAACAAAUCAACAAUUCAAUCCAUUUGAAAUGAAAUAUCUCUAUUCACAAACACAAAAUAAUCUGCAGAUGCUGGGGUCAAAGCAACACUCACAACAUGCUGGAGGAACUCAGCAGGUCAGGCAGCAUCCAUGGAAACGAUGAGUCAACGUUAUAAAAUACCUUUAUUGUCAUUGCAUAGUACAAUUUGUCAUGCACCAUUACAGCAAAAAAGUUUGCAACUCUUAUACUCAAUGCUAUAAAACAACAAAUAAAAUAAAUACACAAUAAAUAAAAUCAAGUAACCAGCCAGUACGAACAAUGUCCAGUGGUACAAAAGCACAACUCAGAUGCAUGACAGCCAUAAAACUAGUAUUAAAGUGGCAAUAUAACAAA